AUGGCUGACGAAGACCUCUUAGACUACGACGAGGAGCAGGCCGAGGAGACCCCAGUCGCAGCCGUCGACGAGAAGAAGAAGGACGGCAAGGGGCCUGGCUACGUUUCCAUCCAUUCUUCCGGCUUCAGGGAUUUUCUGUUGAAGCCUGAGCUCCUCCGAGCCAUCGUCGAUUGCGGUUUCGAGCAUCCCUCGCAGGUGCAAAACGAAUGCAUCCCACAGGCUGUUCUCGGCAUGGACGUUCUCUGCCAGGCCAAGUCCGGUAUGGGAAAGACGGCUGUCUUCGUCCUGGCGACGCUGCAGCAGCUCGAGCCCGUCGACGGAAACGUUUCCGUGAUCGUCAUGUGCCACACGCGAGAACUGGCCUUCCAGAUCUCGAAGGAGUACGAGCGCUUCAGCAAGUACAUGGACAGCAUGAAGGUGGCGGUCUUCUUUGGCGGCAUGCCCAUCGAGAAGGACAAGAAGGUGCUCAAGGACAACUGCCCUCACAUUGUUGUUGGCACUCCCGGACGUAUCCUCGGCCUCAUCCGCUCCAAGGCACUCAGCCUCAAGAACGUCAAGCACUUCGUUCUCGAUGAGUGCGAUAAGAUGCUCGACGCAUUAGAUAUGCGCCGAGACGUGCAGGAGAUCUUCCGCCAAACUCCGCACGAGAAGCAAGUGAUGAUGUUCUCGGCCACGCUGUCGAAGGAAGUGCGACCUGUCUGCAAAAAAUUCAUGCAAGAUCCCAUGGAAGUCUUCAUCGACGACGAGGCCAAGUUGACCCUGCACGGCCUCCAGCAGCACUACGUCAAGAUCAAGGAGAACGAGAAGAACAGAAAGCUCUUCGACCUGCUCGACGCGCUCGAGUUCAACCAGGUCGUCAUCUUCGUCAAGAGCGUGCAGAGAUGCAUCGCGCUCUCCACCCUCCUCAAGGAACAGAACUUCCCAGCUGUCGACAUCCACAGAGCCAUGAAUCAGGAAGAACGUCUUCAACGAUACCAGCUCUUCAAGAACUUCCAGCGCCGUAUCCUCGUCGCCACCAAUCUCUUCGGCCGUGGUAUGGAUAUCGAGCGAGUGAACAUCGUGUUCAACUACGAUAUGCCCGAGGACUCCGACACCUAUCUGCAUCGAGUCGCCCGAGCCGGUCGAUUCGGCACCAAGGGUCUUGCCAUCUCCUUCGUUUCCGACGAGGAAGACGCCAAGACCUCCCAGUCCGUCCAGGACCGAUUCGAAGUCAAGAUCACCGAGCUCCCCGAGGAAAUCGACAUCAGUACUUACAUCGAAGGACGUUAA
Messenger RNA from Oikopleura dioica, 1269 nucleotides. NCBI's taxonomy places the organism in Eukaryota, Metazoa, Chordata, Appendicularia, Copelata, Oikopleuridae. The record is from the annotation of a GenBank genome assembly.